CUGGCUCCUCCAGCCAGCUGGGCACCAGCCUGAGGAGGCUUGUGGCGCAGGCCAGCAGCCAGAGGAUGCUCGUGGCACAGACCAAGGGCUGCCUGGUCCUGCAGUGGCAGCAGGUCCCAGUGCAUCCUAGAGUGGCACAGGGACAGGAGUGUGCUUGCCCACUCAGGACCACUCAUAUGAACAGGAGGGAGGGUGGAUUUGGAGUGGACAUAAGGGAGUUGUUUACAAUGAGAGUGGUGAGGGACUGGCAUGUGUUGCCCAGAGAGAUGGUGGAUGUCCUGUCCCUGGAAACAUUCAAGGCCAGGUUGGAUGGGCUCUGAGCAACCUGGCCUAGUUGAAGAUGUCCCUGCCCAUCUCUGGAGUUGAACUAGAUGGCCUUUAGAGGUCCCUUCCAACCCAAACUAUCCUACGGUUCUACAGUCCUACAACUUACAGGGUGCCCAAACCAGUUGCCCCUGCAAGCUGGCUGCCACAUGGUGCACAGCCCCUGGGGUGCCCCAACACCUGCCCCUGCUGCUAUGGUGCAUUUGGUGACCUCGGGCCGUGGGUGCCACUGUUUCAAGCAGUAAAGAAACUUUGCUGUGGCUGCGCGUGUGGGUGCUGGCAGUGACUCACGGGGAGGGUGGGGACUGUCCCACCGGGGCUGGCACGGCUGCACACACCCGCUGUCCAUGCCACCCUCUGGUCUGGGUGCCUAUGGAACCCUCAGGCUCUGAAUGGGGCUGUGCCAGCGGGAAGUGGGGACGGGGGAGCCCCUCCGUGGAGCUGCUGAGAUUCAGGAGCACGGCGGGAUGGGCUGGCCCUGGCUGUGCUUCCGUCAGCACGGCCAUGGCUGCGGGCCAGGAGAGCAGCGUGCCAGCAGGGAGCAGCCCUGUCCGACCUGUUCCUCCAGCCCCAGGGGCCCAGAGCAGGCUGCUGUUCCCAGCUGGAGCACUGGACACCCCGCAGCUCAGGACCCUGAGUGGAGGGCAGGCAGCAGGGGAAGGCUGGCACAGCAGUGGGUGCUGAUGGGACCCAGGCAGCCUGGCCUCAAACCAGGAGUGGGACACCCCCCACCCCAGCACCCAUUUUUGGGGUCAGCUCAGUUGGGGUGCUGAACUGAGGAUGCUCAUCAGCCCUGGGGGCCCAUGGAGGUGCAGCACCGCUGGUGCUCAGUCCCAAAUCAUCCUGUAAUGGAUGCCCGGGCUGGAUCCUGUCACCAGCACAGUGCUGUGACCCCAGGAUGCUUCUCUUCCUUCAUUAUCCUCUGCAAAACGGGCAGUGGAGGCUGGUGAGGGAGGCCAGGGAAAACAGAGCUGUUGGGCCAGGCACAGGACGGAUCUUCAACUUCUUCCCAGGAAAUUCCUACCUUACAAAAAAAGCCCGUUUUUGUCUCAGAGGCUGCGAGACCCCAAGAGGAGCAGCCAGACACCCUGCGCCCCCCAGCCGUGGGGAUCUCUCAGCGGGGUCCAUCCCCGGCCAGCACCCGGGGCUCCUUUCGGUAUUGCCCCAUUGGGGCAGCCCUGCCUUCCUGGAAGGUGGCCUUUGAAACCACCAGCAUUUCCUUAAAGUCUUCUCAGGGGAAAGUCCCCGUGAUGCUGUUGCUGUCGCGCCUCCCGCUGCCUCCAUAAAACGCCGGGCGGGCGGCGGCGGGGACAGCGCGGGGACAGCGCGGGGACAGCGCGGGGACAUCGCACCAUGGGCAACUGGCUGGUCAACCACUGGUUCUCAGCCGCCGUGCUCGCAGCCUGGCUGGGCAUCAACAUCUUCCUCUUCACCUACUACUUUCUGUUCUUUGACCGGGACGAGCGGUAUUUCUACACCAGGGCCAUCCUCGGGUCCGCCCUGGCGUGGGCUCGAGCAUCAGCCAAGUGCCUCAACUUCAACAGCAUGCUGAUCCUGCUGCCUGUGUGCCGCAACCUGCUCUCCUUCCUGCGUGGCACCUGCUCGUGCUGCAGGCGCACGCUGCGGAAGCAGCUGGACCACAACCUCACCUUCCACAAGCUGGUGGCCUACGCCCUGGCCCUGCUCACAGCUGUCCACACCAUCGCCCACCUCUUCAACCUGGAGCGCUACAACCAGAGCCAGCAGGCCACGGACGGCAGCCUGCCCGCCGUGCUCUCCAAGAUGCACCUGCAGGGCAGCAAGUGGCUGAACCCCAUCCACUCCAACCAGACGACCGUCGAGUACGUGGCUUUCACCACCAUCCCGGGGCUGACGGGGGUGAUCAUCACACUGGCACUCAUCCUCAUGGUCACGUCCUCCACCGAGUUCAUCCGCAGGAACUACUUUGAGCUCUUCUGGUACACACACCACCUCUUCCUCGUCUACUUCGCUGGCCUCGUCAUCCACGGCAUCGCCGGGCUGGUGCGUGGGCAGACGGAGCAGAGCAUGGCAGAGGUGCACCCCUAUCACUGCGCCGAGUACCUCACGCAGCGGGAGCAGAACUGCACCCACAGCUGCUGCAAAGACCCCGAGUUCGGGAGCAUCCCUGCCGAGUCCUGGAAGUGGGUGCUUGCCCCCAUCAUCCUCUAUGUGUUUGAGCGGAUCCUGCGGGUCUGGCGUGCCCGGCAGAAGGUGGUUGUCAAAAAGGUGGUGAUGCACCCUGCACGAGUGCUGGAGCUGCAGAUGCAGAAGAAGGGCUUCUGCAUGGAGGUGGGGCAGUACAUCUUCAUCAACUGCCCUGCCAUCUCCCCGCUGGAGUGGCACCCCUUCACCCUCACCUCUGCACCCGAGGAGGAUUUCUUCUCCAUCCACAUCCGGGCAGCUGGCGACUGGACAGAGCGUCUCAUCGACACCUUCCAAUCAGAAACGCCCAGGAUCGAGGUGGAUGGUCCCUUUGGCACGGCCAGUGAAGACGUGUUCCAGUACGAGGUGGCCAUGCUGGUUGGAGCGGGCAUCGGCGUCACGCCCUUCGCCUCCAUCCUCAAAUCCAUCUGGUACAAGUUCCAGCAGGCUGACCAGACCCUCAAGACCAAGAAGAUCUACUUCUACUGGCUGUGCCGGGACACAGGAGCCUUUGCCUGGUUCAACGACCUGCUUGCCUCACUGGAGCACAAGAUGGCUGAGUCGGGCAAGGCAGAUUUCCUCACCUACCGUCUCUUCCUCACUGGCUGGGACACCAGCAUUGCCAACAACGUGGCACUCCACUUUGACACUGCUACGGACACAGUGACGGGGCUCAGGCACAAAACCAUCUUCGGGCGGCCCAUGUGGAACAUGGAGUUUGCAGCGGUGGCUGCAGCCCACCCCAGGUCAGUGGUCGGUGUGUUCCUCUGUGGGCCAGAGGCCCUGGCAAAGAGCCUGAAGAAAUCCUGUCACCAACACUCCAGCCUGGACCCCAGGAAGGUCAAAUUCUACUUCAACAAGGAAAACUUUUAAGUGGCAGCGAGGCUGGCACCCCAGCGGGCAGGGACCCUGACUGUGCUGCCUCGAGCCUUUUCCAAAGCAGGGCCAGGGACGAGCACCUGUGCAUGCACUGAAGCCAGGCCAGAUACAGCAAGGUCUCCGUGAGAAUUCCAGGUUCAGACUGCUGCCUGCCUGUCCUGGUGUGCAAGGGCUCCUCAUGGAGCAAGUGGGCUCCACCCAGCCCCCUCACUGGGAAACCAGAGACACAUUCUGUGACGCUGCUGGAGCAGCAGGAAGCAGUGGGAGCCCAGCAGGUUGGGCAGAACCACCUGGGGUGGGGAUGGGACAUGGGCAUCCACACAGGUGUCAGGGGCCAAAC
This is a messenger RNA of Ficedula albicollis (Collared flycatcher), 3706 nucleotides long. It is a transcript of the gene NOX1, whose product is annotated as NADPH oxidase 1. The record is from RefSeq and is a predicted model, not a curated record. The transcript has 13 exons. Gene Ontology annotation, molecular function: superoxide-generating NAD(P)H oxidase activity. Bases 1678 to 3360 code for a protein of 560 amino acids. Gene Ontology annotation, cellular component: plasma membrane; NADPH oxidase complex. Gene Ontology annotation, biological process: superoxide anion generation; defense response. NCBI's taxonomy places the organism in Eukaryota, Metazoa, Chordata, Aves, Passeriformes, Muscicapidae.